AUGUCUACGAAAGAAAUUCGCCCCACAGAAUCGUUUGCCAAAAUCAUCAAGGCUUUUCGCUUUAUGUCCGGAUUGGUCGGUGCUGAUGUCUCCAAUGUGAAUUACAAGGUCAACAUCGUUACCAUCAUUGUGAUACUGUGCAUCAGCAUUUAUUUCAUUUUCACCGUCACCACUGUGGCCAGCGUAUUUUCAGAGAACUGGACAUACUUGUUGGAAGCAUCUUGCAUGGUCGGCAGCGUUUUGCAGGGCAUCACCAAACUUAUUUCGGCUAUUGUAUUCGCCAAGGAUAUUGCAGCAAUGCGCUUGGAGCUAGAGAGUCUCUAUAGCGAAUAUGAAACGAAGGGCGAGGCCUACUGCAGGGCGUUGAACGAGUGUUGCCAGCGUGUAUGGCAGGUUAUGAAAAUGGUCGGGCAUAUCUAUGCUGCUGCGGCAUUUGGAAUUCUAAUUUUGACUGCAAUUUUGGUUCUCGCUACCGAACGGCAAGUCUAUGUAAUGCACUUUUUCAUCCCAGGAUUGGAUGUCGAGACUCGGUUUGGUUAUUUGGCUACAAUGGCGGUGCAUACAGUGGUUUUUCUAGCUGGCGCUUUUGGACUCUUUGCUGGCGAUUUAUUCUUUUUGCUCUUUUUGGGUCAACCAAGUUUGCUUCUUGAUCUAUUGGUGUUGAAAGUAAGGGCGCUAAAUGAGAUAUCUAACAAAAAGGAUAGAAAAUCGGAACGACUAUUAAUCGAUAUUAUUGAAUGGCAUCAAUAUUAUACAGACUACAAUGAGCGCUGCAACCGCUUAUUUUAUUACAUAAUCACUAUGCAAAUUGUCACAUCGGGCAUCUCAAUUAUUUGUACUCUCUAUAUUAUUCUUAUGGGCGACUGGCCAGGCGCUUACCUGUACAUUGUAAUCGCCUUUAGCGGACUUUAUCUAUAUUGUAUUAUUGGCACCAAAAUCGAAACGUGCAAUCAAGCAUUUUGCGAAGAGCUUUACAAUAUUAAUUGGUAUGAUUUGGAGGUAAAAAGCCAGAAAAUGGUUAUAUUAAUUUUGAAGAAGUCACAAAAUCCCAGCGAAAUUAAAGUUGGCGGUUUCUUGCCGCUUUCAGUACAAACUGCACUUUCGAUAACAAAAACAAUUUAUGGCAUUUUUACUAUGAUGUUACGACUUCUGGAUGAGAGCCACUGA
Messenger RNA from Rhagoletis pomonella (apple maggot), 1167 nucleotides. RefSeq names its product odorant receptor 67d-like. The transcript has 4 exons. NCBI's taxonomy places the organism in Eukaryota, Metazoa, Arthropoda, Insecta, Diptera, Tephritidae. Gene Ontology annotation, biological process: detection of chemical stimulus involved in sensory perception of smell; sensory perception of smell. Gene Ontology annotation, molecular function: odorant binding; olfactory receptor activity. Gene Ontology annotation, cellular component: plasma membrane. The record is from RefSeq and is a predicted model, not a curated record. The coding region runs from base 1 to 1167 and encodes 388 amino acids.